AUGAAGAAGUUCCUCGGCAAGGUCCAGCAGGGCAUGAACAAGUUCGACCAGGAUCGCAAGGCCGGUAAGGUCAUGGCGACCGCUCAAACCACCUUCGACGCCCUGCCGCCCACCUCUGUCGAUGCCCCGCCCACGCGCCGCGACAUCUAUCGUCAUCGAAAGCAACGCGGAGUCAACCUCGGCUCUUGGUUCUCGCUCGAGGCAUGGCUCACUCCUUCCCUCUUCCAAAAGGCCAGGGAUUCCAAGGCAAGCGAGCUCGAUGUCGUCGCGGGCAUGGAUCCCAAUGAGGCCAGAGCCAUGCUCGAGAACCACUGGGACAAUUUCAUCAACGACGGUGACCUCCAAUGGAUGGUCGACCAUGGGAUCAACACUGUUCGCAUCCCCGUCGGCUACUUUCACUUCCUCGCUGGUCACCCCAACGAGAGUGUGCGAGCCCUCAUCAAGGACACUGAUUACGAACGAUAUGCUCCCAUUUAUGCGGGCGCCUUCAGCCGCAUCCAACGUGCCAUCGAAUUCACCGCGAGCCGCAAUGUGGGCGUGCUCGUGGAUCUUCAUGGCGCGCCUGGUGGUCAGAAUGCCGAUGCCCACUGUGGUGUCAGCGACGGCAAGGCAGCCCUGUGGGACUCUCCGGCCAAUCAGCAAAAGACCAUCGAGAUCUUGAAGGCCAUGGCAUCCGAGUACGCCCGCUUCGAAAACGUCGUUGGGCUCGAGCUCAUCAACGAGCCCAAGAACUCGGGCAGCCUGUCAUCAUUCUACGAUCAAGCCAUCACCCAAGUGCGCUCGGUCUCGCCCGAAGUAGCUGCUCUGCCGCUCUACAUCGGUGAUGCCUGGGACACCAACUACUACACCGGCUUUGUCGGCCAGCGCGCCAGCGCAAGCAACUUCCUCGUCACCGACCAUCACCUCUACCGAUGCUUUACCCCGCAGGAUCUAGCGACGCGAGUCGAAGAUUUCGCGCGCAAGCUCAACCCGGGCACCUCGCCCUUGCCAACCAACUCGGACGGUGCUGGCGAGACAGCAGUCUGGUUGAAGGACAUGUCGAACCGUUGCGGUGGAUCUCUGGUCGUUGGCGAGUGGAGUGCCGCCCUCAACCCGGCUUCGCUGCAGUACCUCGCCACCGAAGAGCAGCAGCGAGCUGCCAAGGCGGAGUACGCUUUCAACGAGUGGAAGAGCUUCGACAAGUUCUGCGCAGGCUACUUCUUCUGGACGCUCAAGAAGGAGGGUGCUCCCGACACCGGCUGGGGCUUCUACUCGGCUGUCGAGCGCGGAGUCCUCCCGCAGCAUCUGGAUCCGCACCGCGGACAACGCAAGUCAGUGCAGGAGCUUGAAGCUGCGCGCCAGGCUGCCCAGGAUGCAGCGCUCGCAAGCCACGCCAACUACUGGGAUCAGCAGAGCGGCGGCCCCUACGAGCACUGGCGCUUUUCCGAGGGCUACAGCCUUGCGUGGACGGACUCGGUCGAGUUCCUCAAAGCAAACGAAUCCAACGAGAUCGGCUUCACCGGUCAAUGGCAGAAGACCAGGACCGCUGCUCACGCUCAGGCCAAGGGUCAGGGCAGCACAAUGAUCUGGGAGUUCGAGCACGGCUACAACCAGGGCCUCGCCGGCUUCAAGUCGGCGCUUUACCGCUGA
Messenger RNA from Moesziomyces antarcticus, 1629 nucleotides. RefSeq names its product glycoside hydrolase. Gene Ontology annotation, molecular function: glucan endo-1,6-beta-glucosidase activity. The transcript has a single exon. The record is from RefSeq and is a predicted model, not a curated record. Gene Ontology annotation, cellular component: extracellular region; cell surface. Gene Ontology annotation, biological process: glucan catabolic process. NCBI's taxonomy places the organism in Eukaryota, Fungi, Basidiomycota, Ustilaginomycetes, Ustilaginales, Ustilaginaceae. Bases 1 to 1629 code for a protein of 542 amino acids.